UGGCCCUCGAUCGCCGGAUCUCUCAUCGAAUCUCUCGCAUCUCCAAGGUCUCCUCCGACCCCCUCUCACAUCACGACAUUCUUUGGCGAAUCCUUCCAGCUGCUCGCUCCAAGCUCCCAGCUCUCUGAGACUCUGACUGACCACCGCGGACGUGGUGGUCUCUAGCUAGCAUGCUGUCUUCACACCACGAGGCCGCCAUGCUGCCGUACGCGCCGGGGCCGCCGCCAUCGCUGCUGCUAGACCGGCGGUCGUACAAGCAGGGCGGCGAGGCGGCGCCCAGCUGCCCGCGCUGCGACUCGCCCAACACCAAGUUCUGCUACUACAACAACUACAGCCUCAGCCAGCCGCGCUACUUCUGCAAGGGCUGCCGCCGCUACUGGACCAAGGGCGGCUCCCUGCGUAACGUGCCCGUCGGCGGCGGGUGCCGCAAGAACCGCCGGGGCAAGUCGUCCUUGCGGUCGGCGGCGGACUCCAUCGCGAGCGGCGGCGGCGGCCGCGACGCGGCGUUCGGCCACCGGUUCCCGGGCCCUGUCCGCCCCGACCUGGUCCUGGAAGGCAUGGUGGGCAAUCACCCGUCCAACCCAGCUGGCCAGGCGGCGAUGCCCGGCGGCGUGCCCGCUGCGGCUGAUGGCUCCACCAUUGAUCUCGCAAUGCUGUACGCCAAGUUCCUCAACCACCCGCCGGCGGAGGAAGGCGUCGGGGCCGUGACGCCGCCGGAGUCGGCAGGGCAGGUCGACGAGGCGUUCGGCGCGUCCAGUGACCUGAUGAGCCCUGGUGCUCUGGCGCCGGUGCAGUUCGAUCCGUGCCAGGACGGGUUCGGUGAGUGGUCUGGCGUGCCAGUCAGCAGCGCUGGCCCCUCGAGUACGGCUAGUACUACCGCCGCAACCACCAUGCUGUGCACUGACGUGAGCGUGCAAGCUGCAUUCGGCGAGCUCAACUUCGCCAUGGACCAGAACUGCUUCGACUCGCUAGGGUUACCCACGGACGACGUCGGCAACCUCUCGUCGUCGUGGUGUUCGAUCGUGCCAGGCUUGUCGACGUUAGAGGACGCCAAGUAUGACUUGGAUUCGUUCCCAGAUGACGCCCUCAGCCUUCACGACGAGGGCAUGAUUAGCGGGACUGAUCAUGAUUGGAGCGUGGAUUGCCAAGGAUUGGAGACUCUCUACAUGCCGUAACUAUACACACGACCAAAAUUCUUCUUCUUCUCUUCUUGCUAAUUUGUUCUUGUUCUUGUGAUGAUUGGUUUCCUACAUAUUUUUCUCUUUCUUUUCUUUCGUUAAAUUCGGUUUGGAAGAAAUAUAUAUAGAGAUAUAUAUAUAUCUAUGUAUCUAUGUUUUGAAGAGAGGUACGUGAGGGACAAGUCGCGCGCUCAUGUAAUUGAAUUAAUGAUUCGGUAUACUUGUGAGAUAGAUCGAUGCAAUACAAUAAUGUUGAAGCUUGGAAA
Zea mays is the source of this 1444-nucleotide messenger RNA. RefSeq names its product dof zinc finger protein 4. The transcript has a single exon. Lineage: Eukaryota; Viridiplantae; Streptophyta; Magnoliopsida; Poales; Poaceae. The record is from RefSeq and is a predicted model, not a curated record. Gene Ontology annotation, molecular function: DNA binding; DNA-binding transcription factor activity. The coding region runs from base 171 to 1175 and encodes 334 amino acids. Gene Ontology annotation, biological process: regulation of DNA-templated transcription.